Sardina pilchardus (European sardine) is the source of this 7218-nucleotide messenger RNA. RefSeq names its product cugbp, Elav-like family member 2 (gene celf2). Lineage: Eukaryota; Metazoa; Chordata; Actinopteri; Clupeiformes; Clupeidae. Gene Ontology annotation, cellular component: nucleus; ribonucleoprotein complex; cytoplasm. The record is from RefSeq and is a predicted model, not a curated record. The transcript is spliced from 14 exons. Gene Ontology annotation, molecular function: mRNA 3'-UTR binding. Gene Ontology annotation, biological process: regulation of alternative mRNA splicing, via spliceosome; mRNA splice site recognition. Bases 353 to 1933 code for a protein of 526 amino acids.
ACUCCGUAGCGAGUUCGACAGAGCGGAUUUUCCGGACGGAUUGAAACGAGGGAUAGAGAGAAAGAGAGAGAGGGAGAAAGAAAGAGAGCGAGCGAGAGAGAGAUAGAGAGAGGCUGAGCGAGAGAGAGAAGGGGAGAAGAAAAAAACGACUGGGAGAGGAGCGGAGAAUGUGACAACUGCAGAGUGUGUGUGCUACUGCGUUCGGGAGGCCGAGCUCGCACCUGUCUCGCUCCGUCUCGGCGGCAGUUGUUGGACUCUUUCUCGGCUGGCUCGCGGAGGCGGGCGUGUAUAAUUCAGAGCGAGCCGAGCUGUACACACGGACACACACACACACACACACACACGGGGGAACAUGACUUCAUCCUACAAUCUGGAUUUUCUGCCCGAUAUGAUGGUCGAAAGCCGCUUGCUGGUGUCGGGGGACCGGAUUAACGGCACGGCUGGGAAGAUGAACGGGGCGCUGGAGCACUCGGACCAGCCCGACCCGGACGCCAUCAAGAUGUUCGUGGGCCAGAUCCCGCGCUCCUGGACGGAGAAGGAGCUCAAGGAGCUGUUUGAGCCCUACGGAGCCGUCUACCAGAUCAACAUCCUGAGGGACCGCAGCCAGAACCCUCCACAGAGCAAAGGGUGCUGUUUUGUCACGUUUUACACAAGAAAAGCUGCCCUGGAGGCCCAGAAUGCACUGCACAACAUAAAGACCUUAACCGGGAUGCACCAUCCUAUUCAGAUGAAGCCUGCAGACAGUGAGAAAUCAAAUGCUGUGGAGGACAGGAAGUUGUUCAUCGGCAUGGUGUCGAAAAAGUGCAACGAGAACGACGUGAGGGUCAUGUUCUCCGCCUUCGGACAGAUCGAGGAGUGCCGGAUCCUGCGCGGACCCGACGGGCUCAGCAGAGGCUGUGCGUUUGUCACGUUUUCAACCAGAGCCAUGGCACAGAAUGCAAUCAAAGCCAUGCAUCAGUCCCAAACCAUGGAGGGUUGCUCCUCUCCGAUCGUGGUCAAGUUCGCCGACACCCAGAAGGACAAGGAGCAGCGGCGGCUCCAGCAGCAGCUGGCCCAGCAGAUGCAGCAGCUUAACUCCGCCUCCGCCUGGGGCAGCCUGACGGGAUUGGGCGGCCUCACCCCGCAGUAUCUGGCAGUAAGGGGACACGCCCACCACUCGGCCACGCCCACCCAGCCCAGCGCAGCCAACGCAGCGGCAGCCGCACUCCUCCAGCAGGCCACAUCCUCCAGCAGCUUGGGAGCAUUUAGUGGGAUCCAGCAGAUGGCAGCAGCUGGUACCACGGCUACAUCCGGUGCAGGGGCCAUGGGCUCCCUGGGCUCCCUGGGUACACUGCAGGGCCUCGCUGGGGCCACCGUGGGCCUCAACAACAUCAACGCACUAGCAGGUAGUGUCAACAUUGCUCAAAUGCUCUCAGGUAUGGCGGCGCUCAACGGCGGACUGGGCACGGGACUGACCAACGGCUCGGCCGGACCCAUGGACGCGCUCACGCAGGCUUACUCAGGGAUCCAGCAGUAUGCCGCCGCCGCACUGCCCACCCUCUAUAGCCAGUCGCUGCUGCAGCAGCAGAGUGCAGCCGGCAGUCAGAAAGAGGGUGUGUAUUCGGGAUUUCGGUAUAUACCCUGGCUUCAGCAGCAGAACACCGACGACAGCCAGAAAGAAGGUCCUGAAGGUGCCAACCUGUUCAUCUAUCACCUCCCCCAGGAGUUCGGGGACCAGGACAUCCUGCAGAUGUUUAUGCCUUUCGGGAACGUAGUCUCCGCCAAAGUCUUCAUCGACAAACAAACCAAUCUGAGCAAGUGCUUCGGCUUCGUGAGCUAUGACAACCCUGUGUCGGCCCAGGCAGCCAUCCAGGCCAUGAACGGCUUCCAGAUCGGCAUGAAGCGCCUCAAAGUGCAGCUCAAGCGCUCCAAGAACGACAGCAAACCGUACUGAUGGCUAGAGCUAGGGCUAAGGCUGUCUGUUAGCACUGCUAGGACUCAUCAACUCCAUGCCCGUUAGCACUUCUGCGUUAGCAUGUCUUCGUGGCCCUCCUCCGUCAUUGUUUCUGAUGUCUUUCUGAGUUCCACCUGAUCAUAACCUGGUCUUCUUCUGCUGACCUUUCAACUUUGAACCUUAGCUUGACCUUUUUUGGGGGAAAAAACAAAAAUAUAUUAUAUAUACACAAACACACCGUUUUUUUUUGCAUGUGACCUCAUUUAGGCUUCUUGUCGUUGUUUCCUUUCUUUCUUUUGUGUCAUUUUUUUAAAAGUAUGAAUUGGAGGGAAGUGGGGGGAGUGGAUUUGGGAGGAUAAAUGAAUUAAUCAAUGUGAAAAACAAAUGUCUAGCUGCAUUCUCACGAAAGACUGACUGCUUCUACGACGAGUACAUUAUACCACAUACAAAAGUGAUUACAAAUGACUAAAAGCAGAUCCUGUGGCAACACAAUUUCAGAUUGUUUUCUUUCUUUCCAUUUUAUUUUGUGUGAUUUACAUUUUUUUAAAAAUCAUCUUCAGUUUCAUAAUUUUCUUGUUAGCAGUUUUAUUUUUCUCAUUUUAUUUUAUACAUUUUUUUUUUCUCAUUUCUUAUGCUUAAAGUAAACUUGAACGUUUUAAUACAGAGGUUUGGCAGGGGUCUCCACCCCCAGUCUCACCCCUGCAAAAACAUACGAGACUGGGUCACCUAUGCCCAUUCCUAUGGAAACUAGACUACUUCCAAGCAUUUUCGUUUUCUUUUUUUUUAAGCUGAAAGGGUUUGGGGUUACUGUCUAACAGAUGUGUUUUCUCUCGAUUCUCCGGCCCUCUCCAGGAGUCUCGCUCAUGGUUUCCUACAUUUUUCAGGCAGUGUAAAGUUUUUUGAUAAGUAAGGAGGCCAUUUUACAUGGCUUGGUUUUCUCAUUUUAAACAAGUGGGAAAACAAAAACAAAAGUUAUAUAUAGAACCACUUUUUUCUAGAGUAGAGGAAUACAAAAGGUUAUUAAAAUGAAAAAAAAAACAUGUUAAAAAAGACUCACCCUGUUUCGGGUAGGGGUGUAUGCUACCUACGUACGUAUGUCACCUUUUUUGCUGACCUGACCUACAGUUGGACAAUCCAUGGUUAAAAUGCACACGAAAUGACCUAUAUUUUAUACUACUCAGAUGUACAGAGGUUACAAAAAAAAACAGGAGAGAAAGAGAGUGAUGAAGAAAGGAGAUGAAGAAGAUGAAAAUAAGUAAAUAAAUACAUUUUAGAAGAAAAAAAACAAAGUUUGUGUUAACCCACGUUAGCGUCCGGUGCUUCACGUGAAUCCAGUCGUGAUGUCAUCACUCAGUCUUACAGUCUGUAAAUGUCUAAUGUUUUUUGGAAAGAGAAGACUAACAAAAAAUCAGCUUACUUGAACAAUAGACAAAGCCUUUCAUAAUACUAAUUAUUAUGAUUAUUAUUAUUACAAUUAUUAUUAUUAUGAUUAUUACUGCCUCUACUGCAGUAUAAUUGUUCUUUUUUUAAGUCCCUAUUUGCUAAAAGUUUUCUCGUUGAGUCAUAAAUUAGCUACAUAAAAAUUUUGAGAAAAUAUACAUUAUAUUAUAAACAAUGUCAGCUUGUGAAUCAUCAGUGUAUGUAUGAUCUGAUCUUGUUUGAUUAUUUUAUUUCUAUUUUCUUUGUUUGUUUUUUGAUUCUAUUGUUAGGAAACAAUAUUUAGGAGUGCUUUUUUGUUGUUCGGCAAAAGAAAUGUGACUUAAAUGUUUUUGAUUACUUGUUUAUUUUUGUUUUAUUUUCUUGUUUUCGAAAAAGAAGUCUUGAGUGGAGUUGUUCGUGCCAAACUCUGAAGGUACAGUACUUCUUGCCUGGAGCCUCUGUUCUGUAAUAAUCGUGAAAUUAUUUGAUAACAUGGGUAUUUCAUUGCCUUUGUGCUUUCUAUGGAUCCCACAUAUUUAAUGACAUGGAUCUGAAAAAAAUACAAAAAAAUUAUGGUUGUUAACUUGCUAUUCUGUGGUCUUGUUGCCUGAAAAAAUGUCAUGUUAAUUGCUUUAUUUGCCGUCGUUUGUUUCUCGCUUUUGUGUAAAGAUGUAUAAAGUGCCCAUGUGUCAUACGUUCUGAACAUGCUCGACAGCAGAUACUUUCACACACACACAUACACACACUUACAAACGCACACACACACACGCGCGCGCAGACAAAAAAAAGCAGACCUCACAGCUCUUGUUUCUGAUGAUAGGUAUGGGAGACCCAUAAGGUGAGAGUCUCAGCAGUGGCCAUUCAACACACACAUGCACACACACGCACAUGCACAGACAAAGGAAAAGCUACUGAUAUUACACAUGCACACAUACACAUUCCAUCACAGACCAAUGUUUCUGACUCACAUACACACACACUUGCACAAGUUCAGUGAUCACACAAUGUCCAUUUUGUAGUGUCUCUGUAUUCACAUACAAGCCUUAUAUAGACGAUUUAGAGGCCUGCCGUGUUUUGUCUACCCAUUCUCCAAUUCUGAAAACACACACACACACACACACACACACAAACAAAUUUAUAUAACCAUGUGCACAUAUCAAGAGACUAGUUAUGUACAAGCAGGGUUUUUUCAUUGUGAUGCAGAACAGUUUGAUGAAAGAUAACCUUCAGUUGUCAGUUUAAAGUAGCUGUCAAUCAUGUCCUCCGGACCUCCCCCCUGUUGUGCUAAAGACAACCAAAUGCUCCCCGGAAUGCCAAAGGGGCUUGGAGAUGAGACUCGCUUAACGUCAACAAAGUUUACACGACGCUGAGACGUCUGUUGUUAAGAGAUCUCAGUUGUGGUCCCCACAAACCCUAUUAUGAAACACACACACACACACACACACACACACACACAUACACACACACACACACACACACACACUGUGUGCUUGAGGUCCCAUGUGGAAUCAACUACUAGCUAGUCCCUUGGAAUUAACAACGAGAAACUGUUUACACCCAAAAACUACUUUGCACUUGGCCCUCACAGAAUCCUGUUUACAGCAGAGGAAGCCACCUGCCAUAGCCUUAACGUAUGCCUCUACCAGUGUUACAGGGCUAGAAUGUGUGUGAAUGUGUGUGUGUGUGUGUGUGUGUGUGUGUGUGUGUGUGUGUGUGUGUGUGUGUGUGUGUGUGUGUGUGUGUGUGUGUGUUUGUUUGUGUGCGUGUGUGUGUGUCUGUGUGUGAGAGAGAGUGAGUGUGUGUGUGUGUGUGAGUGUGUAUGUGAAUUGUCCUUACGCAAGUCCAUGAAGAAAAAAAAACAACAUCUUUUGCCAAAAUACUUCACCUAAUCGUCCUUGUAAGUUCUUACAAUGCCAAACUUUUACUAAAACAUGUCUUUUGUGACUGGAGGCUCAGUUCCAUGUGUAACCAUUACAGUAUUGAAGCACAUUAGUAAACACUGCACAAUUUUGCUGAUACUGCCAACAUAGGACCUAACACACUCACUCUCUCUCACGCACACACGCACACUCCUAAACAUGUCUAAUAUAACGUUGUGUUGAUGUGUAUGUCUGUUAUUUUGCUUCUGUCUCUGUGUUACUCUGGGAACAUACUUACUGAAGAAAAUAAAGAUACGCAGGGUACACACAUGCACACACACACACACACACACACACACACACACACACACACUUCACUCCCUCCUGCUGAUAGACCAUCUCAGUUGUUCUGCACCUUAAUUCUUACACACACAAACACACACACACACACACACUUUGCAUUACUUCAUAAAGCACACACAUUGACAAGUCUCGUCAAUGUAAAAAUCUAUUAGUAUAGAGCUAUGCGUUGUCACAAUAUUUUUCAGAAAGCACACACACAUAUAUGCACGAGUGUGUGCACUUGCGUACUAACACACUCACACACACAGAAUCUAAGCACUGACACACAGAGUCCUCACAGACUAGUCACAUACAUACACACGCAUAAAAUCUAUGUAAAGCACUGACACACACAGGGUCUUCACAGGCGACACACACACAUACAAACAGGGUCUUCAAAGGUGACACACACACACACACACACACACACACACACACACACACACACACACACACAGGGUCUUCACAGGCUGAUCUGCUGAGACUCCUUCCUCAGGGUGAUCUCUGUGUACCUCCUCCUGUUCUUUCGUUCUUUCGUUCUAUCUCUGUUCUGUUGUUUUUACUCCUUUCUUGCUUUCUCUUAAGUGCUAUUUAACACCAGUGAUAUUUUAAAAAGAUGAAAAAAAACGUAUGUAGUUUAUUUGCAUUUUGGCCUAUUAUGUCAAGUGUUUUUUGGGGAAAAAAAUGUAUGUGUGUUAUAUUCUCUAAUGUGCCGUACAGAAAGCGUGUGUUGUCUGUAGAUUAAUAUUAUAAUUUUUUUUUUCUGUUUGUUUUGAUUCUUUCAAAAAAUACAACAGUAUUUGACUAGUUUUCAGUAUUGGUCUUGAGAUGAGCCAAAGUCAAUGCAUUUCAGUGGGGUUAUGUAAGCGUGAUCUAUGUUUGUUUGACAACACUUGGAAAAAAAAAUCUGUCGUCAAAUGGGAUUAAAAAAAAAGGUUUAAAAAUAUAUUAUAUUAAGCAGGCUAUUUACUAUUUCUAUUACUGAUUGUACUUAUGCAUUUUGUACCAGUGGAAUUUUUUAUACUGGCUAUUAAAAGAUUAAAAAAUAUAUAUAUCGGAAAAAGGAGUCUAGCCUCCGAUCGAGGCUUGACCCAGACUGCGUCCCGAGUUUUGAUUUCCCCGUUGGCAUCUGGAACGUUGGGUUUUGAUAUAAAGAAUUUUCUAGAAGAACUUUGGCUUGGUAUCUUAAACCCUUCUCCUUUUGUUGGUUUCGUUUUUCACUUCUGUGGCUUUUGUUCGUUUUUUUCCCUUCCUUUCUUUCGUUCUUCUCACUCAUGUUAGAACGGGGGUGUGGAAUGUUGCUUUUACUUUGGCUUAUAAAUAGUUCGAGCGUUUGGCUUUUUUUUUUUUUUGUCUUUUACGGAAAAAAAAGGUCUUUACAAAAAGAAAAACAAAAAAAACAGCGGUAAGUUUCAUUUUAAUUCUGUAUCGUGCCGUCUACAUGAUAAGACAAUUUAGGAUAGAAGUAUUUAGUCGCCUUCAGUGGAUACAUGUAUUAGUUUAAUAACAAGGUAAACUAAUUAGACUUUUUGCUUUUAGCUGGUUUCUCUGUCUCUCGAUGUGAACUUACCUGUGUUAGCUGAGCAGUCAGACUUAUUUUUGUAAACGUAUGUUCUUGUGUGAUGCAGUUUGCUUCUGUCUCCGAAAUUAAAUCAUUUUUCCUAA